ACUACUGCUUUUCGUCAUCACGGUGACUUCGUGCUCUCUCUCUCGUUUCUCUCUUCUCUCUCUCUGGAAAUUGUGACCGGCGCCAACCGGAGAUCGGAGUCUCGCCGGAGAAUCGAAACUCUACGAAUUGGCCCGAAUCGUGCAAGUCGGAGAAAACGAUGAAGGUUUUUGUCAAGACUUUGAAGGGCACAAACUUCGAGAUCGAAGUGAAACUCGAAGAGACGGUGGCUGAUGUCAAGACAAUUAUAGAGACAGCACAGGGUGCAGAUGUGUACCCUGCCCCACAACAGAUGCUUAUUCAUCAGGGGAAAGUUCUUAAGGAUGACACAACUCUAGAACAAAAUAAUGUUGCUGAAAAUAGUUUUAUCGUGAUAAUGUUAACCAAGCCUAAGGCCUCACCAGCCGGAGCCUCCAGUAAGCAAGGUGCAGCCACAAGUCAGGCCCAACCUGCUGGUACUGCUCCUACCUCUGCCGCACCACCCCCAGCAGCUCCAGCUCCAGCUCCUGCUCCAGCUCCUGCACCAGUUGUGGCGGAACCACAGCCCGCCGCUCAAACUGCUGCUGUUGUAGCUCCUACUGAUUCAAGAUCAGAUGUGUAUGGGCAAGCUGCAUCAAACCUAGUUGCAGGAACUACUUUAGAGUCUACCGUUCAGCAAAUUCUAGAUAUGGGUGGAGGAAGUUGGGAUCGGGAAACCGUUGUCCGUGCUUUACGGGCUGCUUUUAACAACCCUGAAAGGGCUGUUGAGUACCUAUAUUCUGGCAUUCCUGAGCAAGCUGAAGCCCCACCAGCGGCCCAAGUUCCUGCUGGUGAACAGGCAGCAAAUCGCAAAUCUCCAGCGCAGGCUCCACAACCAGUAGCACCUACUGGUGGGCCCAAUGCAAACCCACUUGAUCUUUUUCCACAGGGCCUUCCCAACAUGGGUGCAAAUGCCGGUGCGGGCAAUUUGGAUUUCCUACGCAACAGUCCCCAGUUCCAAGCCUUGCGAGCUAUGGUGCAAGCCAACCCCCAAAUUCUACAGCCUAUGCUUCAAGAGUUGGGGAAACAAAAUCCACAUCUAAUGCAGCUCAUUCAAGCUCAUCAAGCUGACUUCUUACGCUUGAUUAAUGAACCCGUUGAAGGGGGUGAAGGGAACCUUUUGGAGCAGUUGGGUGCAGCAGUGCCGCAGGCUGUGACCGUCACCCCUGAAGAGCGAGAGGCCAUUGAACGCCUAGAAGCUAUGGGUUUCGAUCGGGCGCUAGUGCUGGAGGUAUACUUUGCAUGCAACAAGAACGAGGAGCUGGCGGCCAACUAUCUUCUCGAUCACAUGCACGAGUUUGAGGAAUGAUGAUGGCAACUGGGUUUUCUUUGGUCUAUCUUUUCAGUGUCUCAACUCUUUGCCAUGUUGGUUUAAGUUUAAUAGGGUUUCUUAUACUCUUAUUCAGCUACUUGUCUUACAUCUCCCAGCAGACGGUGUCGAUCCCCCUUUUUAUGUUUUGGAUGGCAUAAUUUCUCUGUUUCUAAAUAUUGGUUACCAUAUUCUAUACAGAAUUUUUCUCUUGCAAAAAAGUGGGUGAUUUCGGUUUUA
Molecule: messenger RNA, 1565 nt
Organism: Pyrus x bretschneideri (Chinese white pear)
Lineage: Eukaryota; Viridiplantae; Streptophyta; Magnoliopsida; Rosales; Rosaceae
Product: ubiquitin receptor RAD23d
Biological process (GO): nucleotide-excision repair; proteasome-mediated ubiquitin-dependent protein catabolic process
Cellular component (GO): nucleoplasm; cytosol
Molecular function (GO): ubiquitin binding; polyubiquitin modification-dependent protein binding; damaged DNA binding
Source: RefSeq, a predicted model, not a curated record